Astrephomene gubernaculifera is the source of this 1534-nucleotide messenger RNA. The record is from the annotation of a GenBank genome assembly. NCBI's taxonomy places the organism in Eukaryota, Viridiplantae, Chlorophyta, Chlorophyceae, Chlamydomonadales, Astrephomenaceae.
GUCAUGGAAAGUCUAUCAGAUGACUUAUGCAUAGUUCGCGCGUUAAGCGCACUACGUGAUCACGAAUGGCUUGGCCAUUGUGGUUGUCCUCGGCGACUUUCCUAAUGAUGCUUUUUACAACAGAUGCCAUAACAACAGCACUUGGGCCGCCUCCAGCUGUUAUGUAUAAGAACGGAAUCGGCCUGGAGCAAGGCGGAGUGUUGCCAGGGGGCGUAAUUUAUGGUCGUUUGUUGGUCUCGUCAAAUGAUCCAAGGGUGACAAACGGAGUGCAGGGCCCAGUGUACCGCACCGUUUGCGACGCACACGAUUUCAGCAACAACGAGGCUGAGACCAUGUGCACGUUACUGGGCUUCGGGUUCGGUCGCAAGUACUAUGGAAGCGACGCAACAGGACGCCCGGGUACCACGGGCCGACCGGUGAGCCACCUCAUUUGCCAUAAUGAGACCAGCACCCACCGCCGAUCCCUGAUGGGUGCUGAUGACCGGGAGGGAUCUUCUUACAGCCGUCAGCAGGGCCACUCCCGCACGUUGACUGAACUAUCCGCCUAUGUCAACCUGCCAAAGUCAAGCGGAUUUGUGUGUACAAUUGACACAGUUAGUACAUGCCCUGCCAUCGCCCCUCUGGCUGCUGUGCAGUGCUCAAACAAGCCCCUCCCUCCCGAACCCUCACCGCCCCCCAGCUCGCCUACUGCCCCGCCGCCCAAGUCCAGCUACCUGCGCAUGUACGGCGGUAACGGUUACUACGACGGCACCCGCCUGGAGCGCAACAUCUGCAACAAAACUCUAAAUGAAGAUUGCCGCUAUUGGGGGCGGGUGGAGGUGCAGGUUGCCGGUGCGGGCGGCAAGCCGGUUUGGGCGCCCCUGUGCGCCCCCAAGUCCACCCUUAGGAUGGAUAUUGAGCAGCUGGUGUGCCUCCAGAUGUAUGACUGGGAUCCUGUUGCUGACAGACUCCGAGGUGUUUUGUCAGGCUACUCGUCCACACCCAUAAGUAUCCCCUCAGGCAAGUUUGUAAGCAAGGCGGGCAACUUCAACCCCGCUCAGUACACUCGUUGGGCUACCGUUAUUGGCGGCAACAUCACCACGGCUAAUAAAAUCCAAGACUUACAACUCAAGGUUACUGCUGCUCGGUGCUCCACGGGUGCCAUGCUGGCCGUGCACUGUAGCAUGUUGGUGGCUGAUUGACUUGUUUUUGUUAAGUGGAUACGACAUUGCAGGCGCUGCGACUCAUGCGCUGGAUGACUGGUUGCGGGCGGUUCCAUAGGGGCUGUCUUGGAAACGUAUGUAGCUACGGGUACUCGUAAAGAGUGCAUCAAUCUAGUUUCAUUUCACAACGAGUAUAGUCCCAUGUUACAUACAACUGACGUUUUGUGUUCUUGGUUGUUAUAUUAUGUAGCCCGGGCAGCAUGGGAGCAGCAGCCGUUUGCAGGAGACAGGUGUUUUUCUGAACGGUACCUGCUGCCAGGAUUUACUCUUCAUCGUAAGGAAUGGCCGAUUGCAACCAAUCGAGCAUGUUCCCGUUAAUGCGUGUAACCAGG